CGACAUGGUUAUAUGGAAGGAGUGAAGCUGUAGCCUCCAUUGCCGAAAAGACAACUGCAGCAUGGAAACACACGGCGUCCUCAUCCUGUCUGCUGUGGGCUUCUGUUUGUUUCUGCGUGUACAAGGUCUACAAUGCCCCCAGAGUUUCGUCCUGCAUGGGAAAUCCUGCUACUGGUUCUCCCCGACUACAGGGACAUACGAGGCUGCUCGAUCAAAGUGCAAACUGUUGGGAGGUGACCUUGCGAAGAUAACCAGCAAAGAAGAGCAUGACUUCAUUAGGAACACUGCGAAAGCUGGCUUUUACUUCGUGGGGGCCACUGACCUUCGACUUGGGGGCAAAUGGGCCUGGGAGGGUGAGGCCACAGAGAUCGCCUACAGCGACUGGGCGUCAGGUCAACCAAACAGCGCCAGUGAACACUGCAUGGACCUGAUGAAACGCUUUCACUACCAAAUGAACGACGCACCGUGUGGUGCCAAUAUUAAUUUCAUUUGUGAACAGACUGCCAAGUGUUAAUAUCUGCUUUGUAUGGAAUACUUGUUGGGGCAUUGCUUCGUUGUUGCGCAUUUUAACGCAACGUAGAUAGAGCGAUUGUGCGGAAACGCAACAUAUUUUGUCUUAUAAUGUAUAUCGCGUUAACGCAUCGUCGUCCGUUGGUAUAAAAUCAAAAAUAUUUUCAAAGCACGUCAAUACGACAAACGGUCAAAAUGUCGCGGUGUCGUGCAUUGGUUCAUUUGACACUUUUUGAUUGUUUAUGUAACGGCGCCAAUGCGACAAUGUCCCUUUAAGGAUUCCAUAGUUUUGCAUGUUCUGAACAAUAAACGCGGUGUCAACAAA
This is a messenger RNA of Haliotis rufescens (red abalone), 835 nucleotides long. Its product is annotated as perlucin-like. The record is from RefSeq and is a predicted model, not a curated record. The coding region runs from base 62 to 514 and encodes 150 amino acids. The transcript is spliced from 4 exons. Lineage: Eukaryota; Metazoa; Mollusca; Gastropoda; Lepetellida; Haliotidae.